CAAAAGGUUCCCAUCAGAAUUGAGUAUUCUUGGGAUCAUCGAGRAUUUCCUAACUUUGUCCAUGUCUGUAUGRCGAAGAAGUGGUUGUCAAUUGGAAAAGCCAGCUACAUCGGAACUCUUAUUUUGGUUUUCUUGAUGGUAUGAUCAUAGAAGAAGUGUGCUGUUGCGGAAAUACUUGAUUCGGAGUGCGAGCAAGAAAGUUUGCGUAGUUUUCAUAUCCKAUUUUGAUCAUGAACCUUUKUCUGUGCAGUUGUUAGCAUUUUUCUUUCAUUAGAAUUGAGAUAGAUCCAAAUAUCAAUAACCUUUUGUCUCCUUUCGGUAAAUUUCAUUUCAUUUUUCGAACAUCAUAUCAUAUUACCAGUAUCGCUUUCUUCGGACGGCGUCGUUAUUAUCAACUUCGUUUUCGAGCACAAGCAGUAGUGCCACCUUUCUAGCUGGGACUGCUGCGUUCAUGACGACAGGUGUAAGGUGUUCCGAGAGCAACAGUGACACGUGCACAACGACGAGGAUGAACAAGCUUCCUGCCCAUCCGCAUCCUUCGGAGUUUCCGAUUGGUUUGGGAACGAUGGACAUUACACCCGAUCAGGUACCGAGUUCCAUUGCUUCUGCCCUUCGGUUGGGUURCCGAAGGAUCGAUUGCGCCCCGGUUUAUUUUAACGAAGACAAGAUUGGUGACGCUCUCGCGGAAAACGUACUAGGAUCGAUGAAAGAGGGAAUCAUCGACAACGAGCRGAAGAAGGAUGCCAUACUCAGGGAAGAUCUCUUCAUUGUUUCGAAAUUGGCCUCGCCCUUUCAUCGAAAAGAACACGUCAAAAUUGGUCUCCAAAAGACCCUAAAUGAUCUGCGUCUCGAUUAUUUGGAUUUGUAUCUGAUCCAUUGGCCCCAGGCCUUCAAGUUUGUCGAAAUAGACCCAAGCAUCCGGGGCUAUGGCGGCGAAGCGCAGUACAUCGACGACUCCAACAACGGCGAAAACAUUGAYCCGGGUGUUUCCGUCCACGAGACGUGGUCGGCGAUGGAAGAACUCGUCGAGGAGGGACUGGUUCGGCACAUCGGUGUGUCGAAUUUUCCCGUCUCGUUGCUGCACGAGCUCAUGGCGGGAAACCACACGAUWCUUCCGGCCGUCAAUCAGGUAGAAAUGCACCCGUACCUGCAGCAAUCCAAGCUAUUGGCCUAUUGCAAGAAACGAAAAGUCCACGUACAGGCCUAUAGCCCACUUGGCACUUCUGGGUACAAGGAAAAAGACGAGCCAACCCUAUUGGAGGAUCCAGUGCUGCAAAAGAUAGCUGUCAAUCACGGAAUCACCGUGGCACAGGUUUGCCUCGCCUGGGCUUUGCAACGGGGGACGUCGGUGGUCGCUAAGAGUGCCUCCGAGGCACACCAACAAGAGAAUUUUGGAUCGUCGUCCGACGGCAUAGUUCUGUCAGACGACGAGAUGGUCGAAAUCGAGGGCUUGGAACGUGGCCAUCGUUUUUUUCGUCCCGAGGAGUGGUGGGGUGAUUUGGCAAUGGCGGUUUUUGAUUGAAAUURUGGCGCAGAUCCCGCAGGCACACUGUCGGUUUGCAAACCUCGCCAGCGUUCCAUAUAUAUAGUUGUUUUCAAAGUAUUUGUCAAAAAGCCAACAASCCAUAUCAGAUUAUUCCCGACUAAUGUUUAUCUAUCGAAGGCAGUGGAAGAUAGAAAGGGGCUGCAACAUGUGUAACUACAUACAAGGACUUCAAUGUUCCAGUAUAUGCUUUGCUGAACUAAGAUGGCUCUCACGUAUCCAGUACGAGUGUAGGGGCGAGAUUCAUCUCUGCUUGUGUAUCAAUGUGUAUCCCGUGUUUAGAUUGUUGUUGAAGCUUUYUAUCGCUAUUCGCAAGAUUAAAGUAAYAGCAUCCUGAGGAUCCAGAUGUAUGUGUCGAUUCGUUUUGGCUGUCUCUGUCACUAUCGAAAUCUCUCAUACUCGGAAAGCAUCGCAUUGUAUACGAAUUGACAUAGGUAAUCUGCCCCCUUCCAGUGGAGUGCUUCGAGCUCAACCUUGUACUUACGCAUCGCUUUGAGUUCACGGAUCCACCUGGAUCUGUUUCUCCCACCCAAGUCAACAAAGCAGUCCGAGUUCGGUGUCUUUGGCGCUAGUAAGGAGUCCAAUCGUUUCGUGUCGUUGCUGGUCAAUUCCUGAAACACCUGRGGCGGAAGAUCCAUUGUUUCGAUCUGAGAAGGGAAUAGGCCGAUCCAAUGUAGUGCCUCGGGGGAAUCAUGAGUUUUAUCGUGUUCGGUUUCGCUCCCGCUUGCACUCGGUUCAUCGAUUCUGAUCUUGCUCCUACUUUUUCUUUGCKUGGAACUACUUUUGAUUUUUCGGUGGAGUCUGACUCCCUGGUCGUGCCGGUACGAAUCCAACACCGAAACUCCGAAAGGAUUGCAGUCACUGGCCCAAUGAUUGUGGAAACAAAAAGGCAAACGAUUAAGAAACCUAGCAAAUCGAU
Molecule: messenger RNA, 2462 nt
Organism: Pseudo-nitzschia multistriata
Lineage: Eukaryota; Bacillariophyta; Bacillariophyceae; Bacillariales; Bacillariaceae
Source: the annotation of a GenBank genome assembly